Molecule: messenger RNA, 1236 nt
Organism: Fomitopsis serialis
Lineage: Eukaryota; Fungi; Basidiomycota; Agaricomycetes; Polyporales; Fomitopsidaceae
Product: aspartic peptidase domain-containing protein
Exons: 7
Coding region: 1-1236 (411 amino acids)
Biological process (GO): proteolysis
Molecular function (GO): aspartic-type endopeptidase activity
Source: RefSeq, a predicted model, not a curated record
AUGUUCUGCAAAGCAUCCUUGCUCACCGUCGCUCUCGCCCUGCUCGCUUCCGCGACGCCGGUCACGCGCGAGACCGGUAUCCGCAUCCCCAUCCAGAAGCGCAGCGCUCUGACCAAGGCCGAUGGUACCGUCGACCGCGACGCGGUCAUCCGCGAGACGCACCGCCGUAACCUGAUCACCAUCGACCGCAAGAUGGGUCUUGAGAACUACGCCGAGGGCGCGUACAUCCCGCCCGUCGCACACGUUCCUGCGUCCGUCCAGAGGCGCCUCGAGGCGCGCCAGUCCGAGGCGCUCACCGACCAGGAGGGCGGUGAGCAGUGGACCGGCACCAUCUCGAUCGGCACGCCUGCGCAGGAGUUCGUCAUUGACUUCGACACGGGCUCGUCCGACCUUUGGGUUGCGUCCUCGUCCUGCAGCGGCUGCGAUGCCUCAAACUAUUACACCGCGUCCGACUCGUCGACGUCGCAGGAACAGAGCGGCACGUUCGAUAUUGAGUACGGCGAUGGGUCUGAGGCGUCUGGCCCCAUCUAUACUGAUGAUGUCAGUGUUGCCGGUGUUGCCGUCACUAGUCAGACUCUCUCUGCUGUGACCAGCGAGAGCGGUAACCUCGUCGGCGAUGUCGCUGACGGCCUCAUGGGCAUGGCCUUCCCUGCCCUCUCCCAACUUGAGGCGGACCCCUACUUCUGGACCGCCAUCAGCCAGGGCGUCGUCUCCUCGGGCGAGUUCGGCUUCUACCUCGCGGGCAGCGACUCGGAGCUCUACCUCGGCGGCUCGGACAGCAACCUGUACUCGGGGGACCUUGAGUUCCACGACGUUUCCUCGGACUCCGGCUUUUGGCAGAUCAGCGGCGCGAGCAUCAUCAUCAACGGCGAGACCGUCGCCUCCGGCUUCGCCACCAUCAUCGACAGCGGCACCACCCUCAUGUACGGUCCGACCAGCGCCGUAGGGUCGUUGUAUGAGAAUGUCUCUGGAUCGGUGUCGCUCGGUGAUGGCACCUACGCGUUCCCGUGCUCGGACUUCCCGACCGUCGAGGUCACCUGGGGUGGCAACACCUACGAUAUCUCCAACACCUUCAACCUCGGUGAGACCAGCAACGGCGAGUGCCAGGCUGCUCUUGGCGGCGAGGACCUCGGGCUCGGUAACAACGUCUGGCUCUUCGGCGACACUGUCAUGCAGAACCUCUACACCGUCUUUUCCGUCGAUCAGAAUGCUGUCGGUUUCGCUCCGCUUGCUUAA